AUGCCUCUGAAGACAAUCUACAUUGCCAGACACGGUUUCCGACUUAAUUGGCAGACAACCAUCUGGAAAUCUCCGACUGGUUUUCCUCGCGAUCCACCACUGGCAGGAUAUGGAGAAGUAGCUCCUCUUGUGCUCUCGGGGUGGUUGAAUACUCAUUUGUCCAAGGAACAAGCAAACGAAUUGGCAGCCUAUAUCGCUGGGCUUCCGGAGGCUGAACGACCGACUGCAAUCUACAGCUCUCAGUACUAUCGGUGUUUGCAAACCGCUAAACCUGUCGCCGCCGCCCUUCAACUGCCACUCUUUGUCGAGCCUGGUAUUCAGGAAUGGUACUCGCCCGUCAAAGCCGGUACCGGAUUACAUCCUCGGCCAGUCACAGUGGAAGAGCUCGUGCCUUACUUUGAGGCGAUUGACCCGUCUUGGUCGCCGACGUUCCUCGUCACGCGCAAAGGCGAGUCGGUACCAGAACUCUAUCGUCGCGGCGAAGAAUUCAUGAAAGCCUUCAUCGCCAGGGUCGAGGCAGAGGGUAUUCACGAACGCGUUUUCCUUUGCUCACAUGCUGCAACGGUCAUCUCGUUAGCACAGGCCCUGCUUGGUGACGAGACUAUUGGUCGAACACUCCGUGUUGGAUGUUGUACGUUGUCCAUCUUUGAUCGAAACCCAAACUCGACUAGUACCGAACUCGUUGGCGGCAACGUGUGGACGGCACGAGGCCAACUCGCCGCAGGAGACUUUUUGCAGAAUGGAAUUCAGCGAGAUUGGGGUAUGGUUGACAUUGAAGUCAAGGACGGGGUAGUCGUAGAGGACGAUGGCGUACCGGGCACCGAGGGCGAAGUGGACAUUAUCUCAGGGCCCCAGCCGUGGAAUCCUCGCCCAAGGAGUGCCUCGAGAAUGUAG
Serendipita indica DSM 11827 is the source of this 894-nucleotide messenger RNA. The record is from the annotation of a GenBank genome assembly. Lineage: Eukaryota; Fungi; Basidiomycota; Agaricomycetes; Sebacinales; Serendipitaceae.